UUUUGUUUAUUCUAUUUCCUUAGACCUUCACUGAUCCAAAAGUUCAACAAAGGAUGACUUUUUCUUUAUUCUGACACACUUUAGAAGUGAAGUGAGUGUCAGCUGGGAUAUUUUGCAAAUGUUUAUCGAGCAUCAUCACUAUGUGCCAGGCAUUUGUUGGACAUCGGAGAUAUAACUAUGAGCCAGACAGAUAAGAUCCCUGCCUUAAUGGACUUGGUGGUCUAAUGAGAAGAGAGCCAAUAAAAUAGGCCAACUGUUGAAGACUGCUGAAAAAUAAUCUGGUGCAAAAAUGUUCUUCAGUAAAAAGAAAUCCUCUGAAAUGGAACGGACAGUGAAAGCCAAUGACCGUGAAUUUAACGAAAAGUUCCAGUAUGCAGAUAAUCGCAUCCACACAUCCAAGUACAACAUUCUCACCUUCUUGCCAAUUAAUUUAUUUGAACAGUUCCAAAGAGUGGCAAAUGCCUAUUUCCUUUUCCUUCUGAUUUUACAGCUGAUUCCAGAAAUCUCUUCCUUGACGUGGUUUACCACCAUUGUCCCUUUGGUCCUGGUAAUAACCAUGACAGCUGUCAAAGAUGCCACAGAUGACUAUUUUCGUCACAAGAGUGAUAAUCAAGUGAAUAAUCGGCAGUCUGAAGUGCUCAUCAACAGCAAGCUACAGAGUGAAAAAUGGAUGAAUGUGAAAGUGGGAGACAUCAUUAAAUUAGAAAAUAACCAAUUUGUUGCUGCUGAUUUGCUUCUUCUAUCAAGUAGUGAGCCACAUGGCCUCUGUUCUAUUGAAACUGCUGAGCUCGAUGGGGAAACGAAUCUGAAAGUCCGCCAUGCGUUAUCAGUUACUAAAGAGCUUGGAGCAGAUAUCAGCAGGCUUGCAGAGUUUGAUGGGAUUGUUGACUGUGAAGCACCUAACAACAAAUUAGAUAAAUUCACAGGAGUCCUCUCUUGGAAAGACGGCAAGUACUCUCUCAACAACGAGAAGAUAAUCCUGAGAGGCUGCGUCCUGAGAAACACCAGCUGGUGUUUUGGAAUGGUUAUUUUUGCAGGUCCUGACACUAAACUAAUGCAGAACAGUGGUAAGACUAAAUUUAAAAGGACGAGCAUUGAUAGAUUGAUGAAUACGCUAGUACUGUGGAUUUUUGGGUUUCUGGUAAGCUUGGGAGUUAUUCUUGCAAUAGGAAAUUCAAUCUGGGAGCAACAAGUUGGGGACCAAUUCAGAACUUUCGUCUUCUGGAAUGAAGGAGAGAAGAGCUCUGUGUUCUCAGGAUUUUUAACAUUCUGGUCAUAUGUUAUUAUUCUCAAUACAGUUGUACCCAUUUCACUCUACGUGAGUGUGGAAAUAAUUCGUCUGGGACACAGUUAUUUUAUAAACUGGGAUCGGAAGAUGUAUUACUCUGGGAAAGCAACGCCUGCUGAAGCUCGGACAACAACACUCAAUGAGGAACUGGGCCAGAUUGAAUAUGUUUUCUCUGACAAAACAGGCACCUUGACUCAAAACAUCAUGACUUUUAAAAAAUGCUCCAUCAAUGGGAAGCUCUAUGGUGAAGUACAUGAUGACCCAGGUCAGAAGACAGAAAUGACUAAGAAAAAAAAGCCUGUGGAUUUCUCAUUCAACCCCCAAGCAGAUAAAAAAUUUCAAUUCUUUGACCAUAGUCUGGUUGAAUCCAUUAAACUGGGUGAUCCCAAAGUGCAUGAAUUCCUUAGGUUACUUGCUCUCUGCCACACCGUAAUGUCAGAGGAAAAUAGUGCAGGUGAGCUGAUUUACCAAGUUCAAUCACCUGAUGAAGGCGCUCUAGUGACUGCUGCAAGAAAUUUUGGAUUCAUUUUUAAGUCUCGAACCCCAGAGACUAUAACAAUAGAAGAACUGGGAACACUAGUUACUUACCAAUUGCUUGCCUUUUUGGAUUUCAACAAUAUCAGAAAAAGGAUGUCUGUCAUAGUUCGAAACCCGGAAGGGCAGAUAAAGCUUUAUUCCAAAGGAGCAGAUACUAUUCUGUUUGAAAAACUUCACCCUUGCAAUGAAGACCUUCUGUCCUUGACGUCAGACCAUCUCAGUGAAUUUGCAGGGGAAUGCCUCCGAACCUUAGCCAUUGCAUACAGAGAUCUGGAUGACAAGUACUUUAAAGAGUGGUAUAAAAUGCUUGAAGACGCAAAUGUUGCCAUAGAUGAGAGAGAUAAGCGGAUAGCUGGGCUCUAUGAAGAAAUUGAAAAAGAUUUGAUGCUACUAGGUGCCACUGCUGUAGAAGAUAAGUUACAAGAGGGUGUUAUCGAAACGAUUACAAGUUUAUCACUAGCCAAUAUUAAGAUUUGGGUCCUAACAGGAGACAAACAAGAAACUGCCAUCAACAUUGGUUAUGCCUGCAACUUGCUGACUGAUGACAUGAAUGAAGUGUUUGUUAUAGCAGGGAACACCAGUGUGGAAGUUAGAGAAGAACUCAGGAAAGCAAAGGAAAAUUUGUUUGGACAAAGUAGAAGUUUUUCCAAUGGCCAUGUAGUUUGUGAAAAAAAGCAGCAGCUGGAGAUGGACUCAAUUGUAGAAGAAACCAUAACAGGAGAUUAUGCCUUAAUCAUAAAUGGUCACAGUUUGGCUCAUGCCCUAGAAAGUGAUGUCAAGAAUGAUCUUCUAGAACUUGCCUGCAUGUGUAAGACCGUGGUGUGCUGCCGAGUCACCCCACUCCAGAAAGCCCAAGUAGUAGAGCUGGUGAAGAAGCACAGAAAUGCCAUCACUUUGGCCAUUGGCGAUGGAGCCAAUGACAUCAGCAUGAUCAAAAGUGCUCACAUUGGCAUUGGCAUCAGUGGCCAGGAGGGACGGCAGGCAGUCUUGGCCAGCGAUUAUUCAUUUGCACAGUUUAGAUACCUCCAAAGGCUUCUGCUUGUUCACGGAAGGUGGUCCUAUUUCCGAAUGUGCAAAUUCUUAUGCUAUUUCUUCUAUAAGAAUUUUGCAUUCACACUUGUGCAUUUCUGGUUUGGUUUCUUCUGUGGUUUCUCAGCCCAGACUGUUUAUGACCAGUGGUUCAUCACCCUUUUCAACAUCGUUUACACGUCACUGCCUGUUUUAGCCAUGGGGAUUUUUGACCAGGAUGUGAGUGACCAGAGCAGCAUGGACUAUCCCCAGCUCUACAAACCUGGACAGCUAAAUCUACUUUUCAACAAGCGUAAAUUUUUCAUCUGUGUGGCUCAUGGAAUCUACACCUCAUUAGUCCUUUUCUUCAUCCCCUAUGGGGCGUUUUACAAUGCAGCUGGAGAAGAUGGGCAGCACAUUGCCGACUACCAGUCCUUUGCCGUCACCAUGGCCACAUCUUUGGUCACUGUGGCCAGUGUGCAGAUAUCGCUGGAUACCAGUUACUGGACUGUCAUUAAUCACUUGUUCAUCUGGGGCAGCAUUGCCACUUAUUUCUUCAUUUUAUUUACAAUGCACAGUAAUGGCAUCUUUAACAUGUUCCCAAACCAGUUUCCAUUUGUUGGAAAUGCACGGCAUUCCUUGACUCAGAAAUUCAUCUGGCUUGUUGUUCUCUUAACGACAGUGGCUUCAGUUAUGCCUGUGGUAGCAUUCAGAUUUUUGAAGGUGGAUUUAUACCCAGCCCUGACUGAUCAGAUCCGCCAGUGGCAGAAGGCUCAAAAGAAAGCAAGGCCUCCAAGUAGCCGAAGGCCUCAGACCCGCAGGUCAAGCUCAAGAAGAUCUGGAUAUGCUUUUGCUCACCAAGAGGGCUAUGGAGAGCUUAUCACAUCUGGAAAAAACAUGCGCGCUAAAAAUCCAACCCCAACAUCAGGAUUGGAAAAGACACUGUAUAAUAGCACUAGCUGGAUUGAAAAUUUAUGUAAGAAAACCACAGACACAGUGAGCAGCUUUAGCCAGGAUAAAACAGUGAAACUUUGAGUCAAGAUGAAUUUGAACCACACAGUUAUCUUUUCACUUCAGCUGGAGCUGAAAUUCAGCAGACUCCAGAGUUUGGGAUCAGGGAAUGGGGUGAGGCAGAUCACCUCACUUCACUUAAAUCUGUGGCAGACAGAUUUGAUGGUGCCCAUCAAGAAGCAGAGUUGCGCCGAAAAACCAAAUCAGAUGGUCCCUGUCUAGUUCUUGGUUUUUAUCAACCUAGAUACCGUUGACCCUGAACUUCAGAAUCUCAUUUUUGGAGAAAAACUUGUAAAUCUGCAUAUACAUUGACUGGAUCCUCAGGUGUGUUCCAAAAGCAAAUAUACCAGCUGAAAAUGAUGCUUAUUGAGAGAUAAACACAUAUAUAUAUAUACAAGAACAGCCUUUUCCAAGGUACACUUCCAAGAUUUAAAAUGUGUACUAAGGUGCUUUCAGACUAAGAACAGCUUGUCACUCACCAGUCUUGAUGUCUCCCUAUCUGCUCAGUCAGGGCAACAAGUCACCUUCAUGCCUGAAGAAUAGAAAAGCAUGCUGGUGGUCCUCGAUUUUCUAUUAGUAAAUAAAUCUCUGGGGGAAGAGUAAAUGGAGAGCAUCUUUACAUUAGAGUAUGCUGGUAAUUUGGUCGAAUUUAUUCAAAAAGCUCUCAAACUCUCAUUUAGGGACAUUCUCACAAAAUGUCAAAGAGAAACUCUCUAACAAGUAUUCUACAUACUUCUCGAUGACUUUUGUAACAGCCUCAGUAGUAAUUUCCUAAGCAUCAUCCAGAGCCAUUGAUAGAAUCAACAAAGCAUUGGGAUUUCACACUUUAAUGAUAGCAUUCCACACAGUCUAUGGUUGAAUACUUUCAACAUUUCCAAUUUUAAAAAGUUAAGAUUUGAAACCAAACAAAUUAAUAAGAAAUCUCUUCAAUUACUACUUAAAGACUCAGGUUUAGAUCAUUUAGAGUUAGUUGCUUUUGAUAACCAACUGCCAUAUUUAUAAUAUAAACAUAUAAAUAUAUGAAAAUGAGGUUGAGUUUUAGAGAUGAUCCACCCUAACUUUUAAGACCGCUUAUAAGUCACCAGUUUAUUUCCUGUAAAAGGAUUCAGGAAGAUUUGUGUUCAAACCCCACUCUGUCACUUAUUACCUCUAUAACCUUGAGCAGGUAAUUAAAGUACCUUCUCUGAGCAUUGGGUUUGUCCUCUAUAAAAUAAGACUAUACUACCUACCUCAUAUGAUUGAAGAUUGUCAAACCACAAUCUCAAAUCAUUAAAAAUAUAAUUCUCAUACAAAUAGAUGAUGAGUUAAGUUUCAUUUCACUCAUCAUCAGAAUAAUUGAGUAAUUUGAGUAUGAAGAACUGGAAUUUAAGUAAUUAAUAGAGAAAGUCAUGAUAAAGUAUGAUUGCCAAGUAAGAUAUAAAACUAGUUAGUGUUCUAUGGGGCAAAAAACUAUAAUCUUUGAGGUGAAUUUCUCCACCAGAAAACAAAAAUAAAUCAUACUUUAUCAGUUUUCUACAAGUCAGCCUCCAACUUUACAGGAUCCCUAACCUGGUCCCUCUUAAAUUAUUGGUCAAGGUUACAUUUCCCAAGAGAGUCAGAUGACCCUUGGGUGGGCUUGAUGAAUGAUGGGCUAGCAUGGUAUUAAUUAGUUGCACAAUAAUCAUUUUUCCUUAUUUCCAAGUUUGGGAAUGGAACCCUGAAUUGGAUCAACUGAGGUAAGAUGUGAAAAAGAGCCUAAGACAGUGCUUUAACCAUAGUAAAUGAGCAUAGAUCAUUCCCUUUUCCCCUACUUCUCUGCCUAGAUUUGCCCAGAUGGUAGUUUUCAAUGUGUAAUUUGUCAUUAGUUUCACUGUGUUUGCUAGCUUUUUGUAACAUAUUUGAAAUAUUUGAAAACUUUUGGUAAAUGUUUUGGCACUACUGGUGUUUGAUGUUUUGUCUCUUCUUUAUUAGAAGUCACUUGGGAGAGCUUUUGUGACAUUGGUCAACUGAUUUUGUUGUUGUUGUUAAUCUACUCUUUGCAUGCCUGGGGAAAAUGUCUAUCAUUCUUAGGAUUAGAGUUAAGAAUAAAAUGAACAAUUGGAUCUGUGUGUAAGGGAUGGAAAAGAUUAGGACUGGUCCAAGUUUGAAAAAUCAGUUAUGACGAAAUAAGGCUGUUUAUAAACCAAUAACAUGGGAUGAUUGUAAGAGAAACACUUUAUCAACUUACUUUGGCCCCUUGAGAUCCGAAUAAACUCACACACCCAUUUUGAGAUCGUUUAGUUACAAAUGCCAGAGUUUAUUUUGAACCUGAAGAUUGAAAAGGCUGACUAGUGGGCAGUGAUGGGGGUACACUGGGGAAAUAAUAAAACUUUAAUAUUACAUACAUGUUAUCAGAUUGUUUGGAAAGACUUUUUUUUUUUUCCCCCUAGUUUCAGGAUUUAAUUUGGUAAUCUUGGGAUUUUCAAGUCUUAGCCUGAGUUUUGAGCUAUUAUAGGCAUUUAUAAAUUGUAUUUCUCUGAUGUAGAUCUGCUAUUUUUAUCCUUCUCAUUUGCCUUCAGGUAUACAUACCUAUGAAGGAAAGAAAAAAGAGAAGUGUAACGGGAAAGAAAAAGAAAAAAAUAGAGGGAAGGAAGCAGGGAGAGAGAAAAGAAUUUCCAGUUUUGUAUCUCUUGAGGUGAUGUGACUCUCUGAAAAAUAAAUUUAGUCCCUCAAAGGAAAAAAAUUAGGUUGUAUUUGAGACUUAAAUAACAAAGCUUUCUUCAUAUUUAGUGUGUGAUCAAGGGAACCUUACAGGAAAGGGGGCCAGGAGCGCUGGCUUGCCAUCCAGCAAUGCUGCUACUUUGUUGAGCUGGGCCAUGCCACCUGACUUCUUCUGGCCUCAGUUUCCUUAUCUAUCAUUGGCGAAAUCGGACAGGAUGGCCUCUAAGGCCCUUCCUCAUGCGCCCACUCUGUAAGCUGUUCUUGCCAGCAUUGUCUACUAUGUACUUGCAAUUGUUUUUGUUGAGAAGGGGAGAGAGAGAAUCGCAUGCUCAUUUGAGGGCAGGGCCUGGCUCUUGCCCUUGUUUGUAUUUCUCUAGAACAGUUUCUGGUAUACUGCUGUCUCCAGUCUCUCACUCACCAUGGAAGUGCCAUACCCUGUGGUGGUGCUUUGUCUGGGUCAGGUGGACACACU
Messenger RNA from Trichechus manatus latirostris (Florida manatee), 6995 nucleotides. RefSeq names its product ATPase phospholipid transporting 8B4 (putative) (gene ATP8B4). Gene Ontology annotation, biological process: Golgi organization; phospholipid translocation. Gene Ontology annotation, cellular component: plasma membrane; trans-Golgi network. The coding region runs from base 290 to 3868 and encodes 1192 amino acids. The record is from RefSeq and is a predicted model, not a curated record. The transcript is spliced from 29 exons. Gene Ontology annotation, molecular function: ATPase-coupled intramembrane lipid carrier activity; ATP hydrolysis activity; ATP binding. NCBI's taxonomy places the organism in Eukaryota, Metazoa, Chordata, Mammalia, Sirenia, Trichechidae.